Molecule: messenger RNA, 905 nt
Organism: Leptosomus discolor (cuckoo roller)
Lineage: Eukaryota; Metazoa; Chordata; Aves; Leptosomiformes; Leptosomidae
Source: RefSeq, a predicted model, not a curated record
GCUUCCAGGCCACACUGACGCGUCUCCCUGCGCCUUCGCUCUUCGGCGGCGACGUCGGCACCGUCCUCCUGACAGCCGAGUUCCAGACCCAAACCCGCUUCCGCUUCGCGCUCACCGAUCCUCAGACGCAAAGGUUUGAAGUCCCCCAUGAGCACGUGGGACCUUUCAGCGGUCCAGCAGCCUCUGACCUAAAGUAUAAAGUCGAUGUACAGCAAAACCCCUUCGGGAUCAAGGUGACCAAAGCAAGCGAUGGAAAAGUUUUGUUCGACACCACCAUCGGCCCGCUGGUGUACGCCGAGCAGUUUUUACAGCUCUCCAUCCGACUCCCCAGCAGCAACAUCUACGGGGUGGGCGAGCACGUGCACAAGCAGUACCGACAUGACGUCAACUGGAAAACUUGGCCCAUCUUCAACAGGGACACGGCCCCUUCCGGCAACAUGGACAACUUAUACGGUGCUCAGACCUUCUUCUUGUGUUUGGAAGACAACAGCGGAGCAUCUCUUGGCGUUUUCUUGAUGAAUAGCAACGCCAUGGAGUUCGCGGUGCAGCCGGCGCCAGCUGUCACCUACAGAACAAUUGGGGGAAUCCUGGAUUUUUACGUCUUCCUGGGAGACACCCCCGAGCAAGUGGUGCGGGAGUACGUGCAGUUCAUCGGGCUGCCGGCGUUGCCCUCCUAUUGGACUCUGGGUUUCCAGCUCAGCCGCUAUGAUUACGGGUCUCUCGAUGAGGUGAAGGCUGUUGUGGAGCGAAACAGAGCGAUUGGACUCCCUUAUGAUGUCCAGCACACGGAUAUUGACUACAUGGAAGCCAGGAAAGAUUUUACAUAUGACAAAGUGAACUUCAAAGACCUCCCCAGUUUUCAAACUUACAUGCAUGACUAUGGGCAAAAAUACAUUAUCAUACUG